Liolophura sinensis is the source of this 5320-nucleotide messenger RNA. RefSeq names its product claspin-like. The transcript is spliced from 31 exons. Gene Ontology annotation, biological process: mitotic DNA replication checkpoint signaling; activation of protein kinase activity; mitotic G2 DNA damage checkpoint signaling. Gene Ontology annotation, molecular function: anaphase-promoting complex binding. The record is from RefSeq and is a predicted model, not a curated record. The coding region runs from base 79 to 4251 and encodes 1390 amino acids. Lineage: Eukaryota; Metazoa; Mollusca; Polyplacophora; Chitonida; Chitonidae.
AAAAGGAAAAUCCUUGUUGUUUAUGUGAUGCUCUGGAGAAGGAUUCUAAAAGAAAAAGUUAAGUCAUUUCGUUAAAGAAUGCUUGGCAUCGUGGAAGAUGGUGAGAUUGAGGCGGCACAUGUAUCUGGAAAGCCAAGUGUCAAGACUGAUGAGGACAGCCUGGAUAAAGCCGACUCGGGGAUCUAUGAUGAGCACAAUGCAGAGAAACCAUCUGACACAAUCGAUGACCAACUGGAUUGUGAUCAGAGUGAUGAUGAUGAUGAUCAUGUGGUCCGAAGAAAAAGUCAAAAAAAGUCGCUCCUCAACCUCUCCGCUGAUGAAGAUGAUAGCUGUGGUGUAGUUGAUGAUCCACAAGGUAAUCUUACCAAAGAUAUCCUGGUGACCAGAAAGUUGGUUAGUUUGUUUGCCAUUACCUGGCUGUUGACAACAACAGAGGAAGCAUUGACUCAGGUGACAAAUCAGGAGUCUGAUGAAGGGUUAGAGAAGAGAGAUGAUACGGAUAGUGAUGAGGAUGGAAUGUCAUUGUCAGCUGUCCUUUUAAAGAAAAAGAAAAGUCGCAUUAAGAGGGGAACAUUUCUUGGGAAUGAUGAUGAUGACAGUUGUGAUUCAGCAAAGGGAAGAGAUGAGGAGGAUGAAAGCAAUGCAGGGAAAAUGACCUUUGACAGCACAAUCUUUGAUGCAGAGACUGACAGUGAUGAGGAUGGAAAUGUGAGAAAGCAUGAUGAUUCUGAUGAUGAAAGUAGCAUGGAGUCUGAUAAUCGGGGCUAUUCUGAGUCAGACCGAGAAGAGCAGCCAAUCAGUGACAAACUCAAAGCCAGGCUGAAAAAGGGUGCUGCUAAGAAACCGUCAACCCGUAAACAGAAGAAGGCUGAGAUGGAAGAGAGACAGGAAAUACACAGUGAAACUCAGAGGCUAAUAAGAGAGUCGAGAGUAAACAUUCCUUAUCACCAGCCAAAGCCCAAGUCUUUGAGUGACUUUCUGAACAGUGCAGCUCAGAAACAGUCAGCCCUCAAGACUCUGAAAGGCGCUGCUGGCUUCAGGAGCAUCUCAUGGUAUGAGGAGAAGGAAAGAGAAAGAAAUAAACGGCGAGAGGAAUUGAAAAAACAAAAAGCGUUGGCAAGCAAGGAAGAUAAAAAUGUUGAGGUUAAGGAAAGUGAAGAGGUUGUGGGUUCAUCCAGUAGUGACCCUGUUGAACAAAAGGUAGUGCUGGAAAAAGCUGCUGAGAGAGUAAGUCUCUUACAGGAGGAAGAUUUCGACACCCUCCCGGACUUAGUUGUGGAAAUGGACACUAAUAAUGAAGAACUUAGAGCUGAAGCAGCAUUGUGUGUUGAUCUAGCAGUGAAGGAGCUACCAGAUAUUAUCUCCAAGCCUUUGACAUUACAAGUGGAGAAUACAGUAGUCAGUGCAGAGUGUACAUUGACUGGAUCAAGUGGUAAUGAGGCUAGAAUUCAGAAUUCAAAUGCAGAUGUCUCGCCUAAUACCAGCAGUAUUCAGUUGUUUGAGGACCCAGAGGAAGGUGCGUUUGCUGCAGCUAUCUCCCCUGAUGAAUGUGACAUCAACAUGCUCAACAAUAUUCUUAAAACUGAAAGGACAAACAGUGCUGCAAAUCCUGUAACUGAUAACAGUGAGCUAAGGACAGAUAUUGUGGGUCUGACAGUGGAGUCCGUGUAUGGUAAUGAGAAGACAAGUGUUACUCUAAACCAGAAGGCCCUGUCUGUGGCUGACUUGAAGACCCUUACGCCGAAGCUGAGUGGCUCUCCCCACAUGGUGAUCAGUCUGGAUGAUGGUGAUGGUCGGCAGACACCCACUAACCCAGGGGUGGUCAGCCUUAUGUCCAGAUUUCUACAACACUCCAAGAAGAAGAAACCUCAACAGAGCAAAGACCACAGUAUCAGUAUUGUACAAAAGGAGAUAGGCGUGGAUAAGAAGGAGGAGCUGAAGUUAACCACAGUGGUGUAUCACCCAGAACAACCGGAGGACCCUCUUUCUCAGUGUGACACACCAGGAGCGAAACUGUUGGCCCUGAAAGAGCAGCUGUCAGCUCAGAUGAGGGUCAAGAGGGAGGAGGCUCGCCAGAAGAGAGUGGAGCUGUACCAGUUGGAUAAUGAGGAGGGUUAUGAGGAGGGGAAUGCAGAAGAGGAAGAGGAGGCUGAGAUGACAGAUGGGAGUGAUACAGAGGAAGAAGAGGAUGGGGAUUAUAAACCAGGGGAUCAGAUAUCCUCGGCUGAGGAGGAAGAUGAGGACAUAGAUGAGGACGUAGAUGAAGGAGAUAGGGAGGUGAACCCCUUUGCUGAUGAGGAAGCUGAGGAUGAGGAUGACUGUGAUGCAGCUGAUUGUGAGAUAGGUGAUGAGGAGGAUAAAGCUGAGGCCAUUGAUGAUGAAGAGAACGAGAGCCUCAAGCUUACCUUGUCUGAUGAAGAGGAUACCAUGAAGGAGGACAAACACAAUGAUGACAUGGACAUGGAUGAAGAUGUAAUCAAGCCGUGCCAGAAAGUGAAGAAACCCCGAGCUCUCACUAUCAGUGAUGACGAGGAAUCGAAGGAUGGUCAAGAAGAAAAGGAAGAUGUUGAAAUGACUGUAGAAGCUGGGACAGAAAAUGAGAAGGAUGUCAGUUUUGAGGAAGACUGCAUGACUCCAUUCACCAAACAUAUAUCAUCAGCUACACAGCCAGAGAGCUGGACGUGUAAGAUUGCGCCACGCCCCCUCAGCCUGCCCAUUGAAGACUCUCAGGACCUGUACAGUACCACAGAGUCCAGUCAGCACAGCCAGCUGGCCCCGUCAGAUUCUCAGAGCCUUCACUUUCUGUCAGAGGACACUCAGUCACAGAUGCUUGAUGCUGAUGGGUUUCUGAAAGUAAAUUCUACUCUGAAGAAGCCCAAGCACAAGCCUGCCAGCCUGCUGGGUCCCUCAUUUGAGGAGUCCACCAUGGAUGAGUUGCUGGGGCUGUGCUCAGGGAGAUUUGGGGAUCCAUCCCAGAGUGCCCCUCCCCCAGGGGACAAGAGGACAAGCCGUAGCCUGUUCUGGCAGCCUGAGAUGGAGGAUGACAACGCUCACACAGGUGACAUGGAGGAACUGCUGGGGUUGUGCUCAGGAAGGUUCACUGACAGCUCACAGAUCAAGUCCUCACAGAAGAGGGGUAUAAAACGACGUCCUGUGGCCGAUGAUGCUGACAGUGACAACGAGAGCGAAACCUCCUUCACAUUCGUAUCUGAUGAUGAAGAGAAGGAAAACAGAGAUAAUAUGGCUGAACCAUUCAGUGAUGAGGAGGAAGACGGUGCCAGCAAUCAGCACGAUGAGGACAGUACUCUAAUGCCAGCUCCCAAGUUCCAAUGCUUUACACUGGGCAAGAAGAAAGGUGCAGGGAGAAUCCGCAGGGAGUUUGUGGAGGAUGAAGCUGAACUGUCAGGGAGUGAGUAUGACAGUGAUGAGGACCUUGACAUCCCUGAGGAGGAGGAUAUCUUGAUGGAGGAGGAGGGGGACAAAGACAUCAAUAUCAGUGAGGAGGAGCUACGUAACCAGGUCGGGCGUGUCCACAUGAAAAAACUGAUGGAUGAGGAUCAUCGUGAAAUGAUGCGUCUCCAGGAAAUGUACCUGCCAGACGGUGACCUCUACUCGGAGGGCAAAGGUCGCACGAGACGCUUCCGCUGGAGUAACAUAGAUGACACCCAGGAGGACAUGUUUGGGGCAGGGUCUGAUGAGGAGGGGGUGGGGGAGGAGGAUGGGGAGGCAGACAGUAAGUGGAGGAUGGAGAGACAUGAGCGAGAGAAGUGGCUCCAGGAGCAACAGGACAAAGAUGAAGCCGAUGACAGCAAUAGUCAGUUUGUGAAAUUUGGCAGGAUCGUCCUUAAGCAGAAAAACAAACCAGCUGUUCCUGAAGAAGAAUCCAAUGCAGACAUAAAUAAAAGUGACGAAGUGAAGAAAGUGAAGGCAAAUCUUCCAAAGUUAGCAUUGCCAUCUAACAGCAUAACGUCUCAGAAAAGAGGGUCUUUCCUCAGUCGAGGUAAGGAUAAGCUGGCUAAGAUAGCUGAGCUGACCAAGUCUGGGGUCAAUACUAAUGCAGCCAGAACCUCCAAAAACUUUGUCUUCAAACCCCUGUCUCCAGAGGCAGAAGCAAAGAAACUUAAGGCAAACUCCAAGUCUAAGGGCUCCUACAGUAUUCCCAGUGGCUCUCAACCCCCUAGUGCUAAACGUCAGAAAACCAUGUCAAUAAGUAGCUUCUCUCAAAACAGUAUCUUUAAUCAUCUCCAUUGAUCAGAGAGGAAAUCAGUUCAAGUCGGGCUGUCAAGUUGUAGGUACUGUUAAGUUGUAUGUACUUUGUAAUCUUCAUAAAGGAAAUUUUCCUUCAAACACUGAGGAUCGCAUAGAGAAAAUAUUGUGCGUGCUGGGUUACCCACUUAUGUAUGGUCCAUUGAGUAUCUGCCAAUAAUAACAGGAGGCUGAACAUUGUACGUACUUCAGGGUUCAGGUAUACAUAUAUUUAGUUCAUUAAAAAUAGUAUUCUGUUUUGCAAGCAGAGAAAGUUGCACAUUGUAUGUAAUGGGGAUUCAGUUGAAUAUCUAACCGCAAUAUCACUGAAAUACAUCCAAUGCAGUAUUAAGCCUCAAGCUUCCAUUCAUUGAAUGUCAGGUCUCCAGGGGUAGAAGCAAAGAAACUUCAGGUGAGUUUUACAUGUACACUCAACUGACCCGUGGACAAAAGAAGUCUGAGUUAUUUGUAGAUUCUUGUAGUGCACUCAACCAGCUCUUCCUAGAAUUUAAUUGAGUGACUUUGAAAUUUUGAUCUUUGAUAUUUUUAGGUGUGUAAGAAAAAUGUUUGUUAAAUUUGAAGAUCAUGCAUUCGUAGUGUCUCCAGAUCUUAUAAAAUAUGUAAAUUAGAUUUUCUGUUCUAUAACAUUUGUAUGUAAGAGAGAAAUAGUUGCAUGCGAUUUAUAUUACAGCAUACAUUUAGAGGAUAUUUAUAAAUGAAAAUAGUACUUGUUAGGGAACAUGUGUAAGUGCAUUGUACCUGGCGUAGUAUUAAUCACAUGAACAGUGUGUGUAGUACUAGUUAGGGAGCGUGUUAGUGCAUUGUAUUGAUCACAUGAACAGUGUAUGUACGCAGUUACUACUGGUCAAGUGACAUGAACAUCGGGUUUUCGACUGAGAAUACAUCUUCAUGUAUUGUUCAUAAUAAUAUCCCAAGCCUUAAUUCAGGGAUCACUCGGGCUCAGAUAUAUUGUGCAGGGUGUCUUUAGUCGUGUAUAUGGUCUACUGUUGUUGAUUGUAUGUAUACAGUAAUUUAUUGGUAUCUCCAUAUCUACAUACCUUAUAAGAUUUUAGCU